CAUAGGUAACUUAUGAUUGGUCUGUGCGUGUUUUUGUUUUCAGUAAAAGGACAUUUUUGUUGCCAUUCACACAGAACGAAUCGAGCGUGUGAAAAACAAAAACGAAAACAAAAGAAAUUUAAUUACAUAAAAAUUAAAAAAAAAAAAAAUUAAACAAAUAUUUACGCGCUAAAUACGAUAAACCGUAUUGAUUAUGGCUAAAAAUACGUCUUUAGUUUUACUUGGCUAUGAUGAUGAGCAAAUAACUGAUAAACAAAUUUCGUUUGUUGAUUUUACCACAAAUAAAAUUGGUGGAAAGCCCAAUUGGCCAAGUAGUGAACUUUCGAUACCGCCUUGUCCGUUGUGUGGCUUGAUACGACCAUUAAUACUGCAAAUCUAUGCACCAUUAGAAAAUUCGCAAUUUCAUCGCACAUUUUAUAUAUUUGCAUGCAUGAAUUCGAUAUGCUCAAAUCAAUCGAAAGGUUGGCUCUGCUUACGAAUCGAACAUUUAGAAAAGAUUUACGAACGAAAUGGCACAUCGAAUAAAAAGAAAACUCAAGUGAACUCAAUAAAUAUAACAUCGUGGUGUAGUGGUGCCGAUGAUUGGGGCACCGAUGAAUUUGGUGACGAUGGUGAUGGAUUCGAUAAAAGUAAUAUCAAUUGUAGUAAUCAAAUGCAAUUGGUGGCCCAGCAACAGCCGCUCGAUGAUAAUUUAAAUGAACAAAAUGGCAACAUGGUGUGCAAUAAUAUUGUUAUGGCAAAAAAUGAAAAUCGAAAUAUGUCCGACGAUGAAGACGAAAGUAAUUCCACGGACGAUCCAAUUCCAAUGUUCAAUAACUUACAAGUGAUUGAUGAUAAAAAUGCAAACUGUGGUGAACAACAAGGUGGCGCAGUGGGAUUGCUGAAUUCGCCAAGUGCAUCGGCUGAAAUCGAAGGUGAAGAAUCAGAAAUGGUGUGCGUUGAUGCGCCCGUUGCACCCGAGCGUGAUUUAAUUGCUAUGCUCAAACAAACAAGGGCAAUUCCACAAGAUAUCAACAAUCUGGUGCUCAAAAGCUAUUUUAUUCUCGUUGAUGAAGAGAAAAAUGUGUCAAUUGAAUCAAAUAGUGCAUUAUCGAAUGAUCAUAUUCGAGAAUUAUUGCACAAAUAUCAAGGCGAAGAAGAAAAGCAAAAAGCCAAUCCGAGUAGUCCGUGCAAUUUGGUAACGGGCGGAAUUGUAUCCAUGAAAAGUGAUAAUGACGAAAAAUAUGAGAAAGCAAUUCCCGUGCAUGGUGAUCUCAUGUUUCACAACUAUUUGGAACGAAUCCAAGAAAAUCCUGGACAAAUACUUCGAUAUUCGCGUGAUACGUUGCCAUUAUUAAUUGCACCGUUAAUAGAACCCAUACCAAAAUGUCAGUAUUGUGGCAACGAAUUGCUGUGCGAAGUGCAAAUUUUACCAACUCUCAUCUCAAAAUUGCAGUUUGUUAAUGGCGAACCAUCGCCCAUCGAAUUUGGUAACGUACUUGUAUUUACAUGUACAAAGAGUUGCUGGGACACGCCCGACAAAAUGCGAUUUGAGCAUAUUAUUAUUCAAAAAGAAAUUUAAACUUUAUAAAUAUACAUAUUACAUCUAUCAGUCAAUAGUGAAAAUCGAAUAUUAUAUUCUAAUCGUCAAUUCACUUGAAAAGUUUUAAAAUUUUCAAAUCAUAGAUCAAUCUAUAGAUUAUCCAUUGAUACAAAAAAAAA
This is a messenger RNA of Contarinia nasturtii (swede midge), 1701 nucleotides long. RefSeq names its product programmed cell death protein 2-like (gene trus). The record is from RefSeq and is a predicted model, not a curated record. Lineage: Eukaryota; Metazoa; Arthropoda; Insecta; Diptera; Cecidomyiidae. Gene Ontology annotation, cellular component: cytoplasm. The coding region runs from base 194 to 1561 and encodes 455 amino acids. The transcript has 5 exons.